Messenger RNA from Penicillium alfredii, 1521 nucleotides. Its product is annotated as mitochondrial 37S ribosomal protein mS29. Bases 1 to 1521 code for a protein of 506 amino acids. Gene Ontology annotation, molecular function: structural constituent of ribosome. NCBI's taxonomy places the organism in Eukaryota, Fungi, Ascomycota, Eurotiomycetes, Eurotiales, Aspergillaceae. Gene Ontology annotation, cellular component: mitochondrial small ribosomal subunit. The transcript has 2 exons. The record is from RefSeq and is a predicted model, not a curated record.
AUGGUUUCCUCGUGGUGCUGGAGCUGCCUUUCGCGGCUGCGGCCAACACCGCGAGCGCUCCCUCCGCCGUCGGCCGCACCCCGGAUAACGAGCGCCCCCUUCCACUCGACCGCGAUUCAAUUGGCCCAGCCGGCAAAGAAAAAGGGGCCCAGCUUGACCACUGCCAAGCACAGACAGGGACAUCAGGUGCGAAGGAAGAAUAAGAAGCCCGUCGAGAAUCCAGUGCGCCCCCCGGCCGCCGGUGAACGCAAGGCUUUGCGGAAGCGCAUCGUGCUCAGCAACCCCAAUGCCCUCGAGGUCAAAGGCAUGCAGGAUCUGUCUCCAGGGACUAUGAUCGAUGGCCGUCUCCGCGGGACGGUUCUCGGGCUGCCUGUGCCCUUAUUGGAUCAAUUGCGGGCCGUGCAGGCGUUUAAGCCUAAGCAGGGCUGGUCGAUAUUCCGUCGGCCUGGGACCAUCAUGCGUCAUGACACGAUUGAAAUGGGCCGCUUGUUUGAGAAGAUCUCUGCCGACGGAGAGGGCGCGCAGAAGGGCCAGGUGGUCAAGAAGAUUAUCUCGGGCGCCAAGGGUACUGGCAAGACAGUGCAUUUGCUGCAGGCCAUGACUAUGGCGUUCCUCAAGAAAUGGGUUGUUAUUGCGGUCCCUGACGCCCACGAACUCGUGGCCGGCGUCUCUGGCUACGCUCCCAUCGAAGGCACCAAUCCGACGCAGUAUACCCAGCCCGCUGCCACUUCAGCUUUGCUGGCCCGCACCGUCGAGGCCAACCGGGAGGUGCUGUCUAAUCUCCAGGUCUCCCAGCAACAUCCCGCCUUGACGGCACUCAAGCCUUCGUCGACACUGGAGGAACUUGCCAGCCUUGGGUUCCAGGAUCCCGCCAUUGCCUGGCCCGUUUUCCAGGCACUGUGGACCGAGCUCACCGCUACGGCUGCAGCCCCCGGCAUGGAGAAGAACUUCCAGCCGCGCCCCCCGAUGCUCGUGACCGUGGAUGGACUCGCGCACUGGAUGACCGACAGCGCGUACCGCACGGCAGAUUUCUCCUUGGUCCACUCGCAUAACCUCAUCUUCGUGAAGCACUUCCUCUCGCUGCUCCAGCCGGGCCAGUCCCCAUUGAAGAACGGCGGUCUCCUCCUGUACGCCACCUCCACCUCCAACAACCCCUCCGUCUACGGCCUCAAUCUCGGCCUGGAGCAGCUGGCCGCCCGCCAGGCUGGCAUCAGCCCGUCCUCACCUGAGUACCCGCAACCGUUCGCCUUCAGCGGCGUCGACCCCCGCGUCAUGGACCUGUUCAAGCCUGCUGAAACUUCGUCUGCCAAGGAGGGCCCGCUCGAGGUGCAGACCCUUGGUGGUCUGACCCGCGACGAGACCCGUGGCUACAUGGAGUAUUUUGCUCAGAGCGGCUUGGUGCGCCAGGUUAUCGAUGACCAUUGGGUGAGCGAUAAGUGGAGUCUGUCUGGUGGUGGAAUUAUCGGCGAGCUGGAAAAACUGGGUCGUCGCGUUCAGAAUGUGCAAACUGCCACGAACUGA